Messenger RNA from Talaromyces amestolkiae, 480 nucleotides. RefSeq lists its product as uncharacterized. Bases 1 to 480 code for a protein of 159 amino acids. The record is from RefSeq and is a predicted model, not a curated record. The transcript has a single exon. NCBI's taxonomy places the organism in Eukaryota, Fungi, Ascomycota, Eurotiomycetes, Eurotiales, Trichocomaceae.
AUGUGGAGCUUCGCAGCGGUAGCGGCAACUUCACGCAGGCAGACGUCUCCCGCGCGUCAAUCGGCGGCAGGUCACAUGACCUCUCCUGGAACAAUUUAUCUCGGCCGGUCUCUCACCACCACCAACUAUCGACUCGAUAAGAAACAACAAUUCAACAACCAACAUGGCGUCGACGCUGUGCUCGCGGACUCUGCUCCGCAGUCGAAUGAUUGUCAUCCCCAAACCCACAAUCAGAGUCCGACAACCUGUCCGCGUACGACAAUUCUCAACAAUCCGACCUACCACCACCACCUCUCCAAUCCGCUCAUCCUCAUCGCCAAUCCUCUCCAAACUCUCUACAAAUACAUUCGCAAAGCAGUUAACCCGAAAAUUCUCUUCCACCCCCUCUACACUCGCAACAUACAACCAAGUCCGCCGCGGCUGCCGCAAAGAACAACGAGCGCGCCGCGGCCGCUCACCCGCCCUCGCCAAUCGGCCUGA